Messenger RNA from Trichoderma asperellum CBS 433.97, 2392 nucleotides. NCBI's taxonomy places the organism in Eukaryota, Fungi, Ascomycota, Sordariomycetes, Hypocreales, Hypocreaceae. The record is from RefSeq and is a predicted model, not a curated record.
AUGCUGCUUCUUUUUACCCAGGUUCUUCUUGUUUGUGGUGCGUUUGCCUUUCCUGCGGCGCAGGAGGCCGUUUCCUGUGAGCACGAUAGUCUGUAUACGUCGCUCUCGCGAGAUGGCGGAGACUUCUGUUCGAGCAUGGUGAGAACUCCCUGCGAGGUGUCGUCGACUCCAACACAAUUCAAAUCGUAUUCUUCGGCCAAGUUGUCGUCAUAUUGUGCCUGUCUUAUGACGAGUUACGCAUCAUAUGGAACCGCUGCACUUACCGCAACUGGUCAAUCUAACGGCACGGGGCCAUAUACGUCGUGGCCGAGAUCUGAGAAUGGCGGCGAUGAGGGAGAGUCCAAGACUAACAGUGACGAUGACUCGGCAACAGAAACUGGUGGAGCAUCUGCUUCUACCGAUUUACCAACGGAUUCUGCUGCUAGUGGCUCUGGAGCUCGGUCAACUACUCAGUCGGACAUGGCUGGAUCAGAUACAGGAUCAAUGACAGCAAAAGUAACGCGCACAUCAUAUGACUCUUCUCAAAAGACUUCAACUACAGCAACUGGUGAUGCUAGUUCUACAGACGACUCAACAGACAGCGGGUCUGGAAGAGCAACAAGCUCUGGAGAAAGACGUCCCUUUACUACUGCUUCAAAUGGACAGCCAUCAAAUGGCACGUUGGGCGCCCAAAGCUCAUCCAAUGGCUCACAAAAUUCUAGCCAACGGCUCAGCAUAAUUUCGGCCAAUUUCACAGACACACGGAUACCGAGUUUCACCUAUACGGUAUCUAUGCCAGUAGUGACCUCUGGGAAUAUAUCUGGCACCGCUGCUUGGAAUAGCUCAGUCACAUAUUCUCCAUGGGUGGCUACUCUUACUAUCCCCCCUUUUAUCACGCCCAGUGGCUUCAACAGCAGUACCAUCAGCCAUAUUGUCAAUGCAACGCAGACAGGGCCGCCUCCUUUACCUGCUGCAAAUUUCACACAGGUGACUCGAACAGGUGCUAUUAUCAAACCGACAUGCUAUCAAAUGCCUGAGCCGCAAGGCGGAUCAACCCGAAGAGCGCUGCUUCACAACACAAACCUUCGAGAGCAAAACGCUACAAUUCCAUUCCCAUAUAUUGAGUCUGUGGAUUUCCAAACGGAUGGCGUUGAUCCUUUGUAUCUCACGCUGCGAGAUGCCGCUGAAGGGACCCAUUACAUCGACGUUUCUAAUCGUAGUUACAUCGCUAUCGUGGACUCGCUUUAUAAUGCCAUGAUAAUCGACGCAAAAGGGAUUCAUUUCUCAACGAAGAAGUGUGAAUAUGAUGUAUCCAUCACGAUUGACUCCAUGUAUCAACAACUUGCUGCGCUGUCUGGACAAGUCUGUUCCACAGGCAGCCAGCAUCGGAAACGAAUGAAUGAUGCAGACUUCAACCAGACACUGUAUCUGCGAGACCAGUGCAACAAUCCGAUUAAGCGGACUGUGCGACGAUAUCCAUCGCUCAGGGUUGGAGACACAGAUUGCAAUGACAUUGAAGUCGAUGAGGAUACUGGUCGAUGGCUCUUUGACUGCACAUUCCCUGGCUCAGACUCGGGCACCUUGAAAUGUGAAUGGGCUGUCAGGAAUGACAUUGAAGAGUUUCUCUUUACGGACCCCUUUGGUGGUGCUUGUCCUGACUUGUCCACCGUUAUCACAACUCUGGAAGCCAACGGCCAAGAUUUCAUUAAUCCAGAAUCUCUCCGAACCGAGCUCUACAACCAGGGUCUAGACGAUGCGCAAAAAGCAGAGGCCAACCUCAUUGUCAUCUACUAUGAACAGCUGUGGGAGAUCCUGAAGCAGGCUUUCUCGAAGCUUCGCACUCAGCCCCCGGGCAAAACGAGCGCGAUUCAAGAGUACAUCGACGUGUAUAACCGGUAUCGUAACUUUGAGGACGAUAUUUGCGAGGAUCUUCACGCCGGAGACAUGCCAUUGAAGAUGAGCCUCCGUGCAGGCGUAACCACCAUCGACGCCAUCGCAAGACUGAACUGGGCGCCAGAGAACCCCAAACCGUUCAAUGUGACGGUUCAAGAUCCAGCCAAGCUUGCGUGCUGCAGCCCUGGAAGCGAUGCGAAGAAGGACGAAUCCACUGGAACGUGUGAAUAUCCCUUUAGCGCUCACUUGGGCGAUACGGGCUGCGUCUGCGGAAAGACGGCUUCGGGAGCUUCUGUGGCGUUUGAGAUUACAGAGUGUGAGAACUUUGUGAGUGAGUGUGAGAAUGAUGAUGAUUGUUCCAAGGCUGGACAUCCGACGUUUGUUUGUCUGACUGGGAGUUGCUGUGGUGGAGGAGUUUGUGCUGAUCCGUAUGAGUGUGCGCAGAAUGGGUCUGCAUUGGUGAGGCCGAGUCUCUUCUUUUGAAUUUGACUGUUGAGAUGAAUUUGGAUGUGAAUAGCUG